Molecule: messenger RNA, 1824 nt
Organism: Candida dubliniensis CD36
Lineage: Eukaryota; Fungi; Ascomycota; Pichiomycetes; Serinales; Debaryomycetaceae
Gene: HOF1
Product: formin-binding protein
Exons: 1
Coding region: 1-1824 (607 amino acids)
Biological process (GO): cytoskeleton organization
Cellular component (GO): cytoplasm; cytoplasmic side of plasma membrane; plasma membrane
Molecular function (GO): phospholipid binding; protein binding
Source: RefSeq, a predicted model, not a curated record
AUGCGAGUAUCAAACCCACAGCUGUCGAAAACCCUAUUUGUGAAUAACUUUUGGGGUAACUCCCCAGAAAAGAGCUUUGAAAUCGUCACAACUAGGAUCAAAGAUUCAUUGAAUACACUAAAUGAAAUAAUCAACUUUUAUCAAGAGAAAAUUAAUAUCGAGAAAGAAUACACCAAAAAGCUAGAGAAGCUCCAAAGCAAAUGUAUAUUAGGGACCAAUGAAACAGGAACUUUGAAGCAGUCACUAGAUAAGCUUUCCAUCGAGAAUCAACUGAUGAUUAACUACAACCAUAAGUUCAUCAAAACAAUAAUCCACACCAACUUAGAGAAGCUACAGACGUUCCAACAGCUAUAUACACAAAGAGUCAACAAAUUAGAACACCAUAUGGGAAAAGUGCUAAUAAAGAGACAGCAGGCUCUAAAAGAAUUGGAGUAUUACAAAUCCAAAUACCAAGAAGAAUGUACUCAAUUAAAAUCAUUGCGACUACUGCUCCAAACUACAUGGGGUCGAGAAUUGGACAAAAAUCAACAGAAAUUUAACAAAAUAAAUAGUCAAAUAAACCUGACACGCAAACACUAUCAUAUGGCAUUAGUAAAUUAUAAAGAAAUUAAUGAAAUCUACAAGCGAGAUUGGAGUAUAUCGUUAAACGAUUUCUAUAAACUUGAAGUUGAGAGAAUACAAGUCACAAAAAUCAAUUGCUUCAAUUACUGUAAUAAUAUUGCCACAUUAUGUGUCGACCAGGAUCUGGCAGUGGAUCUCGCAAGACCAAUGUUUGCCCAGAUACAGCCUAUAACUGAUCUUGAAGAGUUCAGUGGGAAUUACGGUACAGGUAACAAGAUUUUCAAUGACCCUGAAUUUGUGGAUUAUAUGACAGGCUGCGAGGAACCUAGAAUAGGAUACACAUUACUGAAUUUUCCAAAUCCAGAUUGUUCAAAUAUACUCACAAGAACAUAUUCGACAUACACCGGAAAUGGAAAUACAUCAAAACAAAUAGAACAAAAGAGAAGUGACGAUAAAUUGAACGACAACAUUUUUACACAACCACAUGUAGUCCAGUAUAACCCUGCUCCUGCUUCUGCUCCUAAUAAAGAAAUGUCAAAGCUACCGAUACCAAAGUUACCCCCAACAAACAACAGAACGAAAACUCCAUCGCCGACCCGGAAACCACCGUCCGACUACCAUUCUAAUUAUUCAGAUGAUAUAUUUUCCAAGGAUGAAAGAUUACAAUCCAGCAAUGGCUCUUCAGAUUAUAGUUCUGAGAGAAAUUGGGCAUCACCAAGGAAAAGAGAAAAGCAACUUCAAGAAGUUCAAGAGAAAAUAAGUCGAAGAGCAACCAACGAUUUCAAGAAUAUUCCCAAAGUACCAGAACCUGAAAAGGUUCCUGUUAUAAAAGAUUUUUCAAUAGAUUUCAUUGCCAAGGCUCUUGAGGAUUUAAAUGCAGGAGGCAAUGGGGAUGUUAAUCAGUUUAGAAGAUCAUUAAGAAACGGGCGUCCCAAGUCAGAUUUUAUUGACGAUAGAGAUGAAGUUGCCAAACGACACGAAUCAAUUAAUUUCAAUCGACCCAAAUCAACAGUGCCAAGACGAUCAUUAAAACUUACCCCGGUCAACCGAAAACCAUUUGUCACCAAAGCCAUUGCUAGAUAUUCAUUCAAACCUCAACAUGAGGGUGAAUUAUACUUUAAAAAGGGCUGGCAAAUGUAUAUUAUUCACAAACAAGAAGAUAAUUGGUUUGUAUGUGAAUUAGGCGAGAACUGCCUUCAGUCAUCAGGUAUGAUUGGCUUGGUUCCUGGCAACUAUGUUAUUGAAGGAGAUGAUUUAUUCUGA